Messenger RNA from Porites lobata, 8784 nucleotides. The record is from the annotation of a GenBank genome assembly. NCBI's taxonomy places the organism in Eukaryota, Metazoa, Cnidaria, Anthozoa, Scleractinia, Poritidae.
AUGAAAAAUAAUACAUCUGAAAACGGGGACAAUGAAGAAAAGAAAUCCGCUGACAGCCUCGUUGCUGACGAUGGAUCAGCUGAAGUUGACCACAACAUUUCUGAAGAUGAUAUAAAAGAUGUAGUAGAAGAGAAUUCGAAGCUUCUUGAAAAACCUCUCACCGAUCAAGAACGUCAGUUGCUCUACGAUAAAGGAAUCAAGUAAGUUUUAGGGACGAGGAGGUUGAUACAGCACAAUUAUUUUAUGUUUGAAAGAGAUCAUGUACACCAGCCCUGACUUGAGAUUAUUCUUGUUGUAAAAAGACUUACUUAUGGUGGUAUGCAGUCAUGUCACUAUGCCCGCCAACUCUCACGCAUUAUGCGCGAGUCUCACGCUUGUGGACUAAUGACAUCGAUCUCACGCAUUAAGGACAAUUUCUCACACCUGACUCACAAAUUCAGACGAUUUGUUCUUUAACACGAUUGAUAACAAAAUUAAAUUUAAUAUUUUUGAAAAUAUUCCAAAAAGGCGCUCAAUUUUAUCACAACACACUUAAAUGUCGCCUUUGAAAUUGCUUCAGAAGUGCUCAUAGGUUGUCGGAGCAUCUGUGGACAUUUUCGGCAAUGUUCGGAAGUCUUCGGAAAAAUUGUCAGAAAUGUUUCUGAUAUUCCAAUAAUGACAAGGGGAAAACCUCACGCAUUUGACUCAGAAAAAGUUGGCAGGUAUAUGUCACAGUCAAAUGAAAAUUUAAUCUCAUUUAAGCGCAUGGUAUGUGGCCUUGUUGUUCUAACUAUAUUAAACUUCUCCAAUCUGAUUGGCUGUCGGUCUGGUAGCCCUGAUUUGAACGUUAAUAGGUAAGUUCAAUAUUUUUGUCUUUUGUAUCAUCCUUCAAGUACACAAACUUUUUUUUCUCUCUCUCUCUCUAUUUUUAUCUUUUGCAGAUUCAAGGUAAGAUGAUCAAAGAGAACAAGUGUUAAAUUGCAUGGGGAUGUUCCUGGACGUUUUGGAUGGGGCUGUACUGCUGAAACCCUGGAACCCUUAAGCCUAUCACCAGAGAAUGCUAAGGACAUUUUGCAACCCUAUACUAGACUAGGCACCAGACUAAUCAUUAUUAUUUUCCUUGAAUGAUACCCUAUAUUUCGUGACCCAGAUUUUCUGAUUUCUUUUCCAUAACCCAAAUAACAUUACCCUUCAUAGGGGCAGAGUAUAACCCAUAUACUCUCCACUCCUCCUUCCACCCCCUCCCCCCCACCAACACCACUAGAGUCUUGAGAUACUUCUUUUCAACCAUAGACUUAGUCAUCAUUCCUGAUUGUGUGUCAAUUCCAUGAUGGAAACCUGAGACCUCAGACAUGUAAUUCACUGAGCAAUCAUCACCUGAAAGAAAAAUUAAACUUUUUUGAUGUAGUUAUAAGCCGACAAAUUAUGUAAACAUUAAAAUGGGCCAAAAUGUAAACUACUGUUUUUAACAGUAUUAUAUGUUAACUCAGUAAAAGACUUCCUUAUCUCAUCUUAACUUGUCUCUAAUUUAGGCUUAACAAUUUAGAACAUGAUGUGGCCACACAGCUGACAUAUAUUAGUGAAGAUGAAACAUAAAAAUAUUAUUUUUCACUCCUUAACAGAAAAAAGGCAACACUCAGCAUGCUCUUUAUUGUCUUUUGGCCUGUGUGCGAGGUUUGAAAGAGGGAUCUGUAUUUCAACAGCUUCCAGAGUGUCUUCAUAAUGUGAGUAUGUUGAGGAAAUGGUAACCUUUCUUUGUUCCAUAUGUUGUGAGGAAGGGGACAUUGGGGGGUACCCAGUAGAAAAACUGAUACCGCAUUUAUGAUCGGUCAUGCUUACUUAAGUUGUAUUCAUCUGGCAUGUUUGUUUAUCUCAAGCAUGUAUGCGCCUGUAAUCAACCUCAGCCAUUGCGAGAAAAUGCGAGAAGACCUUUAAUUGAUUGGUACAACUAUCAAAAAGCCUGGUCAUUGGGUGCCUUACUAAUUUCAUUAUAGAAUAACUGUCAGAAAUUAUUUAAUCAUUUACCAGGAAGUCUAAAGUCGUAAAAAUAUCGACCUGCGUUCGGCAGAAGAGGGCAAAAGAAUACUACCACAAUAUCUUCAAAGAUCUUCUUUUUAAUACCUAAUACCGUUAGCCAAAAGGAUAAAAAAUCACAUACCAUAGGGCUAAAUGAUACCGCAAUACUACGCAUUAAAAUCAAAGUUACUGAAAUGUCGCUCAGGAAAAAAGCUCAAUACCACAAUACCUUAAACCCCCAUGUCCCUCUCUUUUUGUCGUGGUCUUUGGAAGGGGGGAUUAGGGUUAAAAUGGAAAAGUCAUCUUCAGUUAUUGACAUUAAUAUUAACAUUUCUUAUUUUUGUUGUUGUGAACAGAUAGCAGAAAUUUACAGCCAACUUGAAGACUGUAUCUUUUUAGUGUCACAAAAUUAAAAGUGUUUCAACUGAAAGUGAAUUUAGCUGAAAAUGUUGCAUAACUAAGUUAGAUAUAUCACAUGCUAUCAGAAGGCCUGUACAAGAUUUUAAGUCUUAAAGUAACCUACAAUUAGAUAUAAGCAUAUCAACAUAUUUACAAAAAUACUAAGCUGUUUAUGAUAUUGUGCGAUUUAAACGUCAUAUUGAUGUCAUGAAGAUGUUGUAUAUGUAUACCACUUGUUUUUUAUCUAAUUUUUCUUGUAACUUGUUAAAAAUUGUUAGUAAUUCCUCAACCUAAUUUUUAGAUGAAAAUGCUGUUUCAUUUGCUCAAGCAGAGAAGCUAUAUUAUGAAACAUCCCUCAUCAAUGUUAGCAGUGAAGUGCAGCAAGAACAGGAAGAGUCUGGUGGGUUCAGUGUGCAAAGAAAGUUGUGUCUGAUAGCCUGCGAGUAGUGGAUUUUCCUAUUGGGCUUUUUAAUUAUAUUCUUAACUUGUGCAAUACUAGGCAAAUGAAUUUUUUUGGGGGAAAUUCACAUUAGAGAAGCAGGCGUGGAUCCAUACCAGUUUGCACCGUUUUACAGAAAUCGGUCAGAUUUUUCAUAAUAUAAAUAUAUUUUUAGUAAAAAACUUUAAACUUUCCAAGUCGAAAUCUGGAUAAUGGUUUGGAUGGUCAGUAAAUAUCCUGUUUGAAUGACUCAGAAACCCAGGAAAGGGGACUUUGGGGGAGUUAAAAUCCAAAAAAUUUCCUUGGGGACCAUGCCCCCUAAACGCCCUAGAAGUAGGAAUUCAGUCAGUAUUUAUUCUAGAUCCAUGUGUGAGAAGAACUGUAAUCAAUCCUGCUCAUCAAAAAAAUUUUUGCGGGGUAAUUGAAAUGACUCUUGGGCUAAUAGGUGUUAGCUUCAGCUUGCCCGAAUGGUUGAGCUUUAAAACUGGCUUUCUUUGCACACUGGGGUUACAACUAUGAAAAACUCAUCACCUUUAGAAGACAUCACCUUUCUUACCCUUCGUCAGUUAUCAGCACAAGGGCAUGGUUUUGUUAUUUGUUUGUUCAUUUGUUUGUGCCAGGUUUUAAAGGUAGUACUGGUAGUGUUGUGCAAGAAAAGAGUACAGAAGACAAACUAACUCAGGUUAGAUUCGUUGCUUUUUUAAUGCUGUAGUGUACGAGUAAGUUUUUUUUAAAUUAUUAUUUCUUACAGUAUUUUGUGUGAAGUAAUUUUAGUACAAAUAUAUAAGGCAUAGUAUAUAUCUCGCCAGCUGGAUUUUUACCGCUACCGCCAAAUAGACCUCUUCUGUCAAACAUUCUCCAAAGUAGCCAUUGUAAAACUGAAGAGUCUAACCAUUGCUUUUUUUCUCUUCGUCUCCUUUCGUCCUCCUCGCUCUUUCUUUUUCUCCUUUCCAAAUGCCUUUCCUUUUCAUUUCCUGCUGUGAUUUUCGAGCUUAUCGGGUGCAAAAAACCUGCCUUUUGGCUCUUCGUCACUCAAAUGAAUUAGUUUUCAAAAAUUUGGCUAUAGAUAUAAGGUAUAGAAAAAGAAUAUAUAUGAAUAAGAUAUGCGAACGCGAGCCUUAUUCAAGCAGAAUACUCGCGAGUCUGUUGUAGCGUGCGAGUAAGUUCUUUCGGGGGUAUGGGGAGGCAAGGAGGGAGAAAGAGAUCCUUCCCCUCUUUCCCUUCCCACCCCUGGAGCCCCGGGGGAUCUUGCUUGCAGGCUAUCUGAUUCGACUCGCUGUGAAUUCUUUCUUUGCGGCCAGGGAGCUUCAGCAAAUCACGCUGUCGAUUGCCUCUUUACCUUUAAACUGUUUCGUCAAUUUAGCUCCUUUAGGAUUAUACUUUUGUCUUAUUUUUAGCCUGGUGCCAAAGACGAUCCACAGGGAAACUCAGCUGAAGCUCGUUCAGCAAACGAAUACGAGAAACUGGCGCACAUGUGUUUGAAGCAGAAAAAGUAAGUGAUUUGUUAUUUUAGAACUUCACGAUUACGUGACGAGAAAGAAGCUGAGAGUCAAGAAAGAACGUUAUUGGCUGAUAAGGGAACGAAAUGACUGCAAUCUUGGACAGAAAGUAUUGAGAAUUUUGCACUUUCUUACCCACAGAAUGCCCAUCCCGCGGAUUUGGUACCGUUAUGACCCCUCCCCUCGCCCCACCCUGGUCAAAAUUGUUUAGUCGGAAUCAGAAAUGAUGUAGCCGGACGUCAACAUUGUUUUUUUUUCGGCUGGAAGGGGGAGUAUUUGUAGUUGCCAGUUCUUUCAAAGCUUUAUCUUGAAACUGGACAUGGUAACGUCCAUUUUUAUCAACAUUUUAGUGCUCCCGUCCUUUUCUUCGCUCUCGAGCGUUUUCGAAGUUCUCUUAUCGCCUUAAAAAAAACCGAAAAUGGCUGGCUGCGAAACCGAUGAAAAUAGAAAAAUUGACAAAGGUAUUUCUCUUGAAUUACGUGCGGCGUAUGGCCAGAGAAGACAUGCGUGCAUACAGUCCUGUUAUGUGUUAUUUCUGAAAUUUUCUUGUCAUUUCUUUAUUCUCUUUGCAGUGCUCAACUUGCGCUGGAGUAUUGUGGUAAGGUAAGAAACUUCUCGGUUAUGUAAUCAGACAGUCGAACCGCUGUUCUCAACGGCCAGAACGAGAAUGCAUUCGCCACGGCCAACUCAGCGCAACAGAAACAACCAUAUUUUUUUGUAUGAAAUAAGUUUUUCUGUGGCUAAUUAACAUAAUUUAACACGUGAACUCGACGAUACGAUAAAACCUCAAUUUUAAUUUACUACUGGAACUUAUGGAAUGGUCUAAACCGCUUAAAUUGAUGUAGCGACUAGUUGUGACUUUGAAAAAAGGUAUUAUCUUUGUCGUUGUUCAUCUCGCCAACCACAGGUUUUAAGGUGGUCGGUAAACCACCCUCACCUUUGGUCUAAUAUCCCAUAAAAUCAAAGUUUUGUUACACUUUUAUGCUGCAUUACAUUUAUCUGAAAGUUCAGUUCUUUAGUGCCCCAUGCCUGCUUAGUAGGCGCUUGGAAGUGGUGGGCGAAAGAGAGAACGGGCGCACGCGAGGGAGACACGCGAGGGGUGAUGGUCUUCUCGCGCGCUUGUUUUUUCUUGUGCCCACUACUUCCAAGCGCCUGCUACGCAGGUUACCCAUAAAAAGCACACUGACUUGACGCGAUUGUCUGAAAAAUUCACCAGGCUGUUAAACUGCGGCAAUCAAUCUAUGGAGAAGCACAUCCAAUAACGAAACGAACAUUGGAUCUGUUUACUGUCAUCUAUGCGGAGAUGGGAAAGGAACAGUACUCGGGUAAGAGAAUGUGCGUUUUGCGAUUUGUUUUAGCCUGCGAGCAAGCUCUCUGGGGAGCUCUGGCGGCGGAGCGGGAAAAGGAAGGAGAGCUUGCGACUACGUCUCUGGAAUUUGAAUUCCACUUCCAAUUCUCUGUGGCUCCUCGUUAGCCUGCGUAGCUGGCGGUAUUGUGUAGUAGUCGAGUGAGAUUUGACGGCGGAGUCGUCACGCGCGGCAAAGCCGCGAGAAAUACCGCCUCGUCCCUACUCCUCUUUUUUAGGAACACGGCUCCGCCGCCAAAAAUUUAAUCUCGCACCCACACAACGCCGCCAGCUACGCAGGCUAGUUCCUCGUCGACUGAGCUGUCAGAUUUCCACCAACCAGCGUGAAGCGGAAACGAGCGCGAAUGUAAACAAACAUUGAAAAACACGUGCUAAGGGUAAUGACGUCAUUACUAAUGUCAUCUCCGCCAAUCAGUAUUUCGCAUCGACUCUUUUGAUGCAGCUAUUCAAAUUCCAGUAGCCUGAGUAUCAGGCGUUUCUGGGGAAAAGGGGAAAGAUGGAAGCGAAAAGGGGAGAGAGCUCCCCCCUCCCCCCUCCCCCAUCUAAAAUCUCCUCUCCCCUAGCCCCUUAGGAAGGCCUGAUACUCAGGCUAAAUUCCAGAGACGUAGUUGCAAGCUCUCCUUCCUUUUCCCUUCCCGCCGUCAGAGCGCCCCGGAGAGCUUGCUCGCAGGCUAGAUUUGCUUCUAUAUAUCAGUCGUAUAGUAGGCGCCGACAGAUCGUUUUUAUGUAGGAGUAUCAUAAAUCUUCUCAGGAAUACAUUAACGAAGAUUACGUCAUAGGGUCAUUGCCCCUAAGGACCCUGAAGUACAAAGAACGAAAAAGCAAAGAACUUUCAGUUGAAAUAUUAGAUCAAAUCUCGAUUUGCCUUUUCAGGGCGCGUACGGAACAAAUGUCCAAUAAUGACGUUUUAUAACUAAACGCUCGGCAAAAGUUGUUCGAACGAUGGAUAGCGCUAUCCACCGGAUAAAUCACUAUCACUAAGUCGUGAAUUGCGCUAUCUAGUGGGUAGAGAUUUAUCAAGUGGAUAGCCUUAUCCACCUUUUUAACCACUGGGGCCUGAAGGAAAUUAAUGGGUAAUGAUGACGUUGCGUUUUAAUAAGUCCCUAUAUAUAAUUUAUGCAAAAUUAUACGUACUCCUGUUGUCAGUUAUAAGCUAUCAUGACGUUUAGAUGUUGGCCCUUCUUUCUUUUUAUCAGUUUAAAGGGGACGUCAAAAAAUCCACACUGUUCACUCUGAUUGUUUUUUGUUUUUUACCUCUUCUUCUUCAAUGGUGACAUAUGCCACAAAAUAAUUUUAGAUUUUUGUUAUCUUUGAAGCUAAAAUCAAAUCAGGAAUUUCUAGCUAGUACUUGAUUAGUCACUGAUACAAGGUUAACGAUAACCUGCGAGCAAGCUCUCUAUCUGGGGACAUCGUGAGAUGUCACGCGCGAUAGGAGACGCGAGAUCAUCCCUCUGCCCCUUGCGGCUUCUCCACUCACUACUGAGCACGUUCUCGCGCGGCUCGCUUUGCGCGACACUCGAGAUAGAGAGCUUGCUCGUAGGCUAUAGUAACGGCAUCUCGAAUUCCUUUCAGCUGCUAUGCAGAAAUUUAAUGAAACCAAGGAAUCUAGCGAGGAAAAUGCUGCCAAAACUGCGCAACCUCCUCAACCCAAAAUAUCAACUGCGGAAAACUCUGAAGGAGAUGUAAAGUCGUCAGCGGAUUCAAGACAGAGCCCUGUUGGAGAGUCUCACCGGGAGGAACCCAGUGCGGCCACGCCCGAUGCACAGGACAACCAAGAAAACAGUACGUAGAGAAAUUACGUCCUGCUAAAGACACUUCAUACUCUGCACUCCUGCCAUCGUCAAGAGUGCAACUUCUUACCUUCCACUUACUUUCUAAACUUCCAUUUCGAAACCAACUCUUCUUUUAGCGUUUGUUUAAAAUUUUCUUCCUACUCGCAGGAGUUCGAGCCGCAUUUUACAAAGUUGUAGACAAAACGGGUCGUUAUACGUUUCUCGGAAACUGCCCACCCACCCCUCCCCUAAGCCAACAUUCAUACUUACUUCCCACUUAGGGCAAAAUUUUGGCUUAGGGGAGGGGUAGGUGGGCAGUUUCCAAGUCAGUUCCUACAGUAGGGAGAUUUAGUAACGACAGUGACAAAAGCGCGCACAGAUCAAAAUCUGGCUUGACCAAUGGCAGAGCGACAAAUAGAGCACCGGGAAGCGGGUUUAAUCCUUUCUGUGCUCUUUGGCGUUGUCAUUUGAUGUUGAGUUGUCUUUGAUAAAUCUGCCUACGUAAGUGUCGAAUGCGUCACACUUCAACUCCACAGUCUUGAAGGCUAGACUACCAACAACGCAUUGUACAACUGGUUUAAGGCAUGCUAAACAGUACCACAGGGAAACAGAAGCCAAUAGUUUUUUCCUGAGUACUUGAUAACAUUUGUACAUUGUAAUCUCCUCCAUAUCCCAAAAAAAACACAGAAGAAAGAACUCUAUUGAAGGACUCCAUGCCCUCUUUUCUUGCAGGUUACAGAAUUGGAAUCACUCCUAGUCAAGCUAUGUUUUGUUUUUUCCUUCUUACAACAGCAGUAGCAGUUUGUGUGACCUUACUUUGUUGUCACGUAAGUGGCACGGACCCCCUGACAACGUACAAGUACAUUGUGACGCGGCUCAAAUUUUAUUAUUACUAUUAUUUGAGACGGGCACCUUCGGGAAACAAAUACUUCUGAUAUAGGUCUUCCAUGGAGGUCUCCUGUCUCAACAACUGUAACUGAUCUGAAAAAAAAGAGAAGCAGUUAUAAGCUUGUCUAUGGUACGUGCUACCGCCGUGUUCAAAUACCUCUAUAAGUGAAAAGAUCCACCAGGAAAGAAUUAGCCAUUCCGAUAUUCCGUUAAUAGUUACAUAAUCUUUUUAUUUCUUGUUACCCACCAUUUUUACACUAAGCCUGCUCCCCCCCAGAAGAGCCACUGACAAACAUGUUGCAUUGUAGUAUUGUUCUUUUAUUAUGCGUUUUUAUAUAAAUCGCCUCUUGUAAAUAGAUGUCAAUCUUUUGGCAAAAUAUUUAACAAAUGUACUAAGUGGAAGAAUAUUCUAUUUAACGUAUCGCC